Molecule: messenger RNA, 516 nt
Organism: Paramuricea clavata
Lineage: Eukaryota; Metazoa; Cnidaria; Anthozoa; Malacalcyonacea; Plexauridae
Source: the annotation of a GenBank genome assembly
AUGAAGAAAAAACGUAAAUACUUAGAUGGGAAGCAAGAAGAAGCUCAACUUCCCGACGGUGAUGGUGGUGACGGUGGUGUCGUAGGUGCUGCUGCCGCUAUGGGGACGGUUGCAUAUCAUCGCGACAAAAUUAUGAAACACUUUAAGAAUAAGCAAAUAAAACAAUCAGCAGGGGGUAAACUACAAUUGGGGUCAACGGUUACAAAUAUAUCUUACGACGACCUCAUGCGCGAUCUCACCCAUAAUUAUAAAAAGAAAAAAAUGAAUCUGAAUGAUGCAGAGCAGCGUAAAGCCUUGUUAGCGCUACGACACUCGGGAAUGCCCGCCAGUUAUAUCCGUAACGACGUACUUCACGAUAGAUAUAGAAAUUUAUUACAGACACCACCGCCACCACCAGGGCCGCAACAUUUGUAUCAAACACCUGAGAAACAGUUACCCGCAACACCUACGUAUUAUCAACCGCCGAAAAAACGACGUGUAUUUGGCACAUCUCGUUGGUACAUGCAGGACAAGUAA